Messenger RNA from Alexandromys fortis (reed vole), 2966 nucleotides. It is a transcript of the gene Ric8a, whose product is annotated as RIC8 guanine nucleotide exchange factor A. Gene Ontology annotation, cellular component: plasma membrane; cytoplasm. The record is from RefSeq and is a predicted model, not a curated record. The transcript is spliced from 10 exons. NCBI's taxonomy places the organism in Eukaryota, Metazoa, Chordata, Mammalia, Rodentia, Cricetidae. Gene Ontology annotation, molecular function: G-protein alpha-subunit binding; guanyl-nucleotide exchange factor activity. Bases 134 to 1726 code for a protein of 530 amino acids. Gene Ontology annotation, biological process: G protein-coupled receptor signaling pathway.
ACCCUUUCGGCUCGGCCGUGCUCCCGGCAUCCCUCACGCGUGGACGCUGGACUUCCGGACCUGGGCGGAGCCCCUGGGUUUGGCCGAUUGCGUCUUCCCGGCCCAAGCUUUCCAGCACCCGGUGCCAGGGGCCAUGGAGCCCCGGGCAGUUGCGGAUGCCUUGGAGACGGGAGAGGAAGAUGCAAUGACAGAAGCUCUGCUGUCGUUCAACCGGGAGCACUCCCAGAGCUUCACCUUCGAUGAUGCCCAACAGGAGGACAGGAAGAGACUCGCAAAGCUGCUGGUCUCCGUCCUGGAGCAGGGCUUGUCACCAUCACCCCGUGUCACCUGGCUGCAGACUAUUCGAAUCCUGUCCCGAGACCGCAGCUGCCUGGACUCAUUUGCCAGCCGCCAGAGCCUACACGCUCUAGCCUGCUAUGCUGACAUCACCAUCUCAGAGGAGCCCAUCCCACAGCCCCCAGACAUGGAUGUCCUCCUCGAGGCUCUCAAAUGCCUGUGCAAUCUCGUGCUCAGCAGUCCGACAGCACAGAUGCUGGCCGCAGACGCUCGCCUGGUGGUGAGGCUAGCCGAGCGCGUGGGACUCUACCGCAAAAGGAGCUAUCCCCACGAAGUCCAGUUCUUCGACUUGAGGCUCCUCUUCCUGCUAACAGCCCUUCGCACUGAUGUGCGCCAGCAACUGUUUCAGGAGCUGGAUGGUGUGCGCCUGCUGACGGAUGCGCUGGAACUGACCCUGGGGGUGGCCCCCACAGAAAAGCCCCCGGUGGCACUUCCGGCCCAGGAGACGGACCGGGCCAUGGAGAUCCUCAAAGUGCUCUUUAACAUCACCUUUGACUCUGUCAAGAGGGAGGUGGAUGAGGAAGACGCUGCUCUUUACCGGUACCUGGGGACCCUUCUGCGGCACUGUGUGAUGGUCGCUGCUGCUGGAGACCGCACGGAGGAGUUCCAUGGCCACACGGUGAACCUCCUGGGGAACUUGCCCCUCAAAUGUCUGGAUGUCCUUCUUGCCCUGGAGCUACAUGAGGGCUCCUUAGAGUUCAUGGGAGUCAACAUGGAAGUGAUCAGUGCCCUUCUUGCCUUCCUUGAGAAGCGUCUGCACCAGACCCACAGGCUGAAGGAGUGUGUGGCACCCGUGCUGAGUGUGUUGACGGAAUGUGCCCGCAUGCACCGUCCUGCCAGGAAGUUCCUGAAGGCCCAGGUCCUGCCCCCUCUGAGGGAUGUGAAGACACGGCCUGAGGUGGGGGAUCUACUUCGAAACAAGCUUGUCCGUCUCAUGACUCACCUGGAUACAGAUGUGAAGAGGGUAGCUGCUGAGUUCCUCUUUGUCUUAUGCUCGGAGAGUGUGCCCCGAUUCAUCAAGUACACAGGCUACGGGAAUGCUGCUGGUCUCCUGGCUGCCAGGGGCCUCAUGGCUGGGGGCCGGCCCGAGGGCCAGUACUCAGAGGAUGAGGACACAGACACAGAGGAGUACCUGGAAGCCAAGGCCAGCAUCAACCCCGUGACUGGAAGAGUGGAAGAGAAGCCACCCAAUCCUAUGGAAGGCAUGACAGAGGAGCAGAAGGAACAUGAGGCCAUGAAGCUAGUGAACAUGUUCGACAAGCUCUCCAGGCACAGAGUCAUCCAACCCAUGGGGAUGAGUCCCCGGGGUCACCUCACUUCUCUGCAAGAUGCGAUGUGUGAGACUAUGGAGGGGCAGCUGUCCUCAGAUCCCGACUCGGACCCUGACUGAAGAUGGCGGCGGUUUUGCUCCCCUUCAGACCUGGUGCUGCUUCCAGACGUGUCCUUGGGGUGCUUCCUAGAGAAGCCACACUCCUCUCCAGCAGGGGAGCCUUUCUCUUUACUCCCCACACUACCCAUGAUUUGCCUUUGGUCCCGUUUCUUGUGUUUAGGACUGUGGUAGUCAUACUUUCUGUGAAGACUGGGAAGCCACCCUUAAUUUCCACAAGUGAAGUUGUUUCUUUGACCUUUGCCAAGCAUAUGCCGUGGCUGCAGACAUGGGCAGAGCUGCCUUGGCACAUAAAUGAACAUGCAUGUAUGAGGGUGGUGACUUAGGAGGUGUACAUUGUGUAGGCAUGUCUGGGCCGGCAUGCCAGCCCAGAGCCCAUGUGUGGAGCAUACGCUGUAUUUCACACAUGGAAGAGUCUACUGUUUAAGUGUACCAGGAAACACACAGAGCAUCACAGUUCCUAUUUGUGGCCCCACUGAGCACAGGACCAGUGGCCUCUUCUAGGUUCUUGGUCCUGGUCCAACCACCGCUGCAUUGUUCACAUACCUGAGCCUCACUGGCUGAAAGCUCAGUCAGUCACAAGCACUGGUUUAGUGGUUGUUGAAGGCAAGGGUUGUAAGACAAGGUAAAAUCUGAGAUUUCUGAGGCACAGACUACAGAGAGUCUGGGACAAGACUGGAUAUCUGUGAAGUGGCCAGGUGAAAGGAUAUUAAACAGAAACUAAUUCCAUUCUCUUAGAAUUUAAGAUUUCCUAGAUCACUGCACAUCUGCUGUUGUUGGAGAACAAAGAUAGGAGGCCCCAUUCCCUGGAAUCUGCUGUUGGUCUGCCCGUCAGCCCUGGUCAGAAUGGGUGCAGUAACAGGAGGUACUUCUGCCUGGGGAACAGCCUGCACUAUAUCCUCUGGGGAGGAGCCAAGGAGGAAGCAGCUGUGCUUAAUCAUAGCUGCACACAGGACAGGAAAACUAAGAGACGCAUGGGAUCUCCCAGAGUAACGCCUGCCACUGGAUAUAGCACCGUUGCUGGAGAAGCCUGGGUGGAUAGCGGAAAGUGGCUUAGCAAAGGCUGGGCAGAUGGGACUCCUGAGGGACUGAGGAGCCUGAGUUAAUACCUGGUGAGUCAGUUCAGUCUUGUCACCCAAGAGAAGGACAUCCACACUACCUGCAAUACGUUAACGCUUACUGUCCUGAAGAUACAGAUGAAAGGAUGCCAAGUUUUAUACUAAAAUUUAUUUCAUGCGAGAAA